ACGUCACGGGCAGUCCAAGGUUACGCAACGAUGAAGCGCGUCCACACCUCGGGAUGCGAAGCAAAACUCCUUUGAGUGCGAGGCGCAGAGGACAGGAACGCGAAGUUUGUGACAUGUGAAGAUUAGGGGAAAAACAAGUGGACCGCCAUCAACGAGGAGAAUCGACCUCAGGUUUCGACCCUACACAGGUGAGUUUGGGAGUUGCUGAACAAUCCUGUUCGACUUGAGUGACGGGGACGGACAGGGAACGAAGCCCCGUUGCCAACACGGAUCGCUUCCCCUUUCCCCGGUGUGUCUGAGCGGCCAAUGCGUUCGCUCUGAGAGCUAUGACCGAGUACUUGUUGAAAGUCUUGGUUGUCGGUGAUGGGAAUGUGGGAAAGUCGUCCUUUGUCCAUCGCUAUGUCAACGGGCAGUUCAACAAAGACUACAAGAUGACUAUGGGAGUGGAUUUCUCUAUGAAGUUGCUACCCUGGACAGACACAGAGAAAGUCAGACUGCAGCUGUGGGACAUUGCAGGCCAGGAGCGGUUCAUCUCCAUGACCAGGAUCUACUAUAAAGGCACGUCGGGCUGCGUCAUCAUGUUUGACGUCACAAACCCGGACAGCUUCCAGAGCUGCCGAGUGUGGAAGCAGGACCUGGACAGCAAGGCCAUGCUGCCGGACGGGAACCCAAUACCCUGCAUUCUUCUGGCUAAUAAGUGUGAUCUACCCUCAAGGGUGGUGUCGACCGAGUUCAUCAGUAGGUUUAGUAAGGAGAAUGGAUUUGUGGCGUGGAUGGAGACUUCUGUGAAGGACAACAAAAACAUCUCAGAGGCUAUCAGGAGGUUGGUGGAGGAGAUUCUGUCCAUGCAGUGCGACCUACAACAGACCGGUGAUGUCAAUCAUCUACUGGACUGCCAGCUGGACCCCAACACCGGGUGCUGCUGAGCAGCCCUCCUCCCACCAACAACCUGCAUAUGACUACCUUUAGGACUGCACUCUCUGGGGGCUCAUGAGCAAGGCAUCCAACUCCCUAAGCCCUGACCAGAAUCACAGACCUUACUUGACCUUACUGUGUGUGUGUGUGUGUGUGUGUGUGUGUGUGUGUGUGUGUGUGUGUGUGUGUGUGUGUGUGUGUGUGUGUGUGUGUGUGUGUGUGUGUGUGUGUGUGUGUGUCCAAAAUGAUAAAAUGGCACCAAAUGAUCUUCAGGAUUAAAAAAGAGACCAGAUCAAAUGUAUUGAGCACAUAGAGGAAUCUUGGAAGUAUUAAAAGGGAAAAUGUUUUAUAUAUCCGCUCUUUUAUUCCUAGAACCAGAUUAGAUUAUACGUGAAAGGAAGGGAAAAACUAAAAUAGCGUAUGAUGGAGUUCAGGUAUCAAACUGCAGGUAUCAGCCACUCACUAUCAGUGAAUACAAUAAAUGGAAUUUAGAAAAUGUAGUUUCCAAAUGUUCCUUCAUUGGUGAAAAUGAGUGGAUGGAUCAGGGGUAAACAGUGGUGACAUGUUUCUCUAGUUCUGUCCCGUGGCCCUCAUUGUUGUCAAACAUUCAGUUCUCCUUUUAUACAGGAACCUGUUGCACACACAGGACUGAGCACUACACAUAGUUUUGUUUUUAUUUGUUUGUUUUGAAUGAUCACUGCACACCUUUUAUUACUUUAUUACUACUAAACCAUUUAAAAAAAACAAUUUUGCUUUGCUUUUUUUACCUCACUUUCUCUUUGUCUAUUUCGGGCUGGUCCUCUGUAAAUAUCAGUGAUUCAUUGAAGACUAAGCUUACGUUCUCAUAAUUUCUGCAAUUGUAUCGUUGUAAUAGGGCUCACACUCUUUUAUUGCGAUUGUUAUUGCACUACUUUUUCCUUGUUUUCUAUAUACUGUGUGUGCCUAUAGCUUUUUAGUUUCCAUGUUUCCAACAUGAUUUAAGUUCACUUAAGAGAGACGGGAUCAUAUGCAUGUGGAACAAUACAUGGGGAACGCUAUUCAAGAACCAAGUUUAUUUGUUUAUUUUCUUCAGCAUAUUUCUUCUUCAGUUAGUUGAUUUGUUACAGGACAUUGAUGCGGUGUCUUUUCAGGUCACUUGAUGACAUUGUUCUAUCAAACACCUAAUAAAUGAUUUAACCUUGCAAGGUUUUAGCCCAACACAAGUAAAUGUUGAAAAUACGACAACUUACAUUAAUGGUAAUUUACUAUUCUGUCAACAUAUUGUGAGCACUACCAAAACAGCAUGCUCAAAUUGACGGUUCAAAUUAAAAGAGUCAAGACAGGUUUGAACAACUGAACAGGCAGAAGAUCUAGGUUCACCAUCAUAGUGGGGCCAUGGUGGGGCCAUUGGCCCCACUAGGUGUUGCCCUGCACCAGCAGUGCAGGGCAACACCUUUCAGAUCCUUCAGUUCAAUUCAUUUCACAUUUCUGCAUUUUUAGCAAUGCUUUGCGCUUUUCAUUCAGCUGUCACUUUAUUUACUCCCACCAUUUACAUUUUUUUAAAUUAUUUGCAUGUUUACAUUGUUUACGCCAUUUAGACUUUUGAACUCUGUUUUCUUUACGUAUUAAAUUAUGUGGCUUUAUUAAAACAUAUUUUCAACCUCA
Molecule: messenger RNA, 2559 nt
Organism: Gadus morhua (Atlantic cod)
Lineage: Eukaryota; Metazoa; Chordata; Actinopteri; Gadiformes; Gadidae
Product: ras-related protein Rab-7L1
Exons: 5
Coding region: 327-926 (199 amino acids)
Biological process (GO): endosome to lysosome transport; phagosome-lysosome fusion
Cellular component (GO): lysosome; Golgi apparatus; phagocytic vesicle
Molecular function (GO): GTP binding; GTPase activity
Source: RefSeq, a predicted model, not a curated record